Molecule: messenger RNA, 5404 nt
Organism: Topomyia yanbarensis
Lineage: Eukaryota; Metazoa; Arthropoda; Insecta; Diptera; Culicidae
Gene: armi
Product: probable RNA helicase armi
Exons: 6
Coding region: 1296-4808 (1170 amino acids)
Molecular function (GO): helicase activity
Source: RefSeq, a predicted model, not a curated record
GACAAAAGUUUUUCGCACACCACAUCCAACCCGACGUCAAAAAAGGCGUCGCAGUUUCACGUCUCAAUGCUUGCUGAUGCCACCUUCUUAUUUUUGCUAGCUCAUCUGUAGGGAUUCUGAUCCAACCAUUUCCUUUAGAAACUAUGUCUAGCAGUGAACUAACGCCCAAGGAAUCGCUGAUGCGGUAGACUUUCGGAUGUUUGAUGGCAGCGCUAAGUGGCUUCCGCUUCGACAGUCCUUUCCUUUUCGGUAAGAUCCUUCCAACGCAAUUGAUCGUGUUAUUGUUGGUAAGCGUAACCUGUAACAAUUUAGUAUGUAUUUUUUUCGAUGUGCAAACGUAUAACAUAUAACUAAAUUAGCAGUUUCCUCCCGCUGAAUAUUUUCUGGUAAAUCAACACUUAGACCUGGGUGUUCUUAUUUUGUUGGAACAGUGGUCAAUUUGCUUUUUUAUGUGUUACAUCUUUUAUUAGUUGAGCGCCGACGACGUUUCAAUAUAAACGACAAAAUAAAAGAGUUAGGCACCUUGCUGCCCCGUAAUAUCGAAGGGUCUAGCAGCGACAUCAGUGGAAAGGAUGGGCGGGUGAACAAGGGAACUAUACUGAAGGGGACGGUUGAUUACGUCAAGGAGCUGAAGCAAGAGGUCUGCGCCUUGAAGCGGAAUGGCGAUCUGCUAGUGGCGAUAAAAAAUGAAAACGUGAUUCUGCAGCACAAAUUAGCGGUAAUUUUUAGUCAUAAAUGGUAUAACUUGGCUGAAUCCCAUUGAUUUCAUGUAACACCUAUAUCUCAGAAGACAUUUAUUAUGAUUGUAUUACGUUAUAUUACUAUAUUUUACGAUAAUGAUAGAUUUUUUUCAGCCACUCAGACAGUAAGUAUUCGUUCUUUUCUCUUUCUAAUCUAAACUAUGAUUUUUAAUCGGUUAUUUUUGUUUACGUUUUAAACCUAACAGAAUCGGUCGUUGGGAGGAAUUCUCUUUGAUUGGUCUAACGGUGUCUACAACUAAUAGCCAAACAUCGAUCUACAACUGCCACCUAACAAGCAGGGCAUCGUUCGGGUAAAGUUCUACCUGUACGUGGAAACUUGCGAGAACAACCUCCAGUUGGAGAAUCACGCCAAAAGAUUACAGAACUUAAGGAAGGAGCUGAACUACAUCAAAGAAACUGACUGGCAAUACGAGUCAAUCGAUAAGUUUUUCGGGCAGAAUUGAAGUUAUUUUUGAAGCUUAGGCGAAAAACCUUCGAGCAGCUUUGAAAGCGAAACAGUAUUUCGUAUAAGUGAUUCGGAUACACGCAGUAGCAAUGUUCCGAUUAGUUGGGAAAUUGGCUGGAGUAUUAUUUGGUGGCCAGAAGGAGACGGACGAGGAGAAAAUCAAGCGAUUGGAAGCAGAAUUGGAAGACGAUGAUGAGGAUGACGAGGACGAGAAAAAGCGUCUGGAGCAAGAGCAGCAGAAGGAACAAAUCCAACCAACGAAUUGCUCUCUGCAAACAGGAUUCGUAACUAAAAUUGAAGCCAACUACAUCAUCAUUGAUACGACACUGUAUGUAGACAAGAACAUCCUACAGACAUGUCCCUUCCAGCAUCAGCUCGAAGUGGGUGUCAAGGUAUCAUAUCUAGCAUUCAAAUCAAACGACGAGGAACCGACAAAGGUGAUCAAAUUGGAAGCCAUCGUCAGCGAAGUCUGGGGAGACCGUAGCGAUUUAUUGCAAUCGCAGGAAGUUGAGAACAAAAAACUGGUCGAUGAGAUUGAUCCUACUUAUUUCAAGUAUAACCAACGCAGCGAACAAGGAACAGUUAUAGCAAAACGACGCGGCUUACUAACAGUGGAAACCGACCAGGGUGAGCACUCAAUCGAGAUGGACAAUCUCAAUCUUACGUUUAUCCCGGAGGUUGGCGACUACGUUGUACUGAAUUGUUUGGUGCAAAUUGAUGAAACGUAUUUUGAUACCCGUGGCAAUAUUCUUGAGGUGCGAGAAAUCGCCCCGACGAGGCUUGUGCGUGGAACUGGUUUUGUUACCAGAGCGGACAACGAAGGCGGUGAGAUCCGAACUGAUGAUCAAGUAUGCAACUACCUCAAGGACAUAUGUGAAUCAGGUCAGCUUCCCAAUAAGGGCGAUAAAGUGGUGUAUGAGGCAGUUGAGAAUGCACAACUUAGUUAUCGUUGCACCAAGGUUGUGAUCGAACAGGCUGCAGUGCGUCCGGUAGAAGCCAGCAAGGAGGAAUCCAAGUCAAAAUAUGACGACGAAUUUUUCAUGAACAAAAGAGGUAUUAAAAUAACCGACGAUAUAAUUGUUAAACUGAAGGAGCUGAACGAUCGUCAGCAGGUUGAAGUAGUGAUUCGAAAUGAGAGCGAGCGUUUCCACAAAAUUUUGCGAUCCAUGUUCAUGUCCAACAAACAGACGUCUCAAAUGCGCUUGAUUCAACCGACAGUAACCGAUACUGCAAAUCUUCAACCUGGGGAUUCGGUAACGUACAUUUUCGAAAUUACGGCUAACAAUUAUGGAACCAGUAAGGAAGUUUUCAUGUGGUCUUUCGGAGGUGGUUUCAAAAUUGCAAGGUAUUUUACGGUGAUGGUUGGUGAUGCGGAAAGUGUGAGCACCCAGAAAAUAAACGAAGGAACCACUGCGGCCCGUACUGCUGCCGGAGGCCAUAGGCUGGCCGCAUGGAAUAUAUACAAACGCGGCGGUGAAGUGACGCCGGGACAAAAAAUCAGCAAACGAGCCAACUUUAUUGAUAUCAAGAUAGGUGGCUAUCACGUCCCAGAUGACCUCAAACAGGUACUGCUGAAUCCUAGUUCCAACCGGACAGAAAUCGACGAAGAACUGGACCGUACUCAACGAUGCCUGCAGCGUCCGUUAUGUCCGGACACUUAUCGGGCUCUAUUCAAAACUUUCCUAUGGAUGGAAGAUGUUCAGUGUGAAAUUUCAAUUACAAGAUUCAAUAUGGAUCGAGCUCAUUUUACACGGGAGGACAGUUAUCUGGCGUUGCGAAUUGAGAAUGUCGGGGAAGCUAGACCAUCGUUGAUUCCCGGUGAUAAAUUGAUUGCAACUACUCCGUGGAUAAAUCCGAAUGAGGUGGGCAACGGUGCGUUCAUACACAAAGUAAUGAAGCACAAGAUUCUGGUGAAAUUUAGCGAACAUUUUCAUGAAAAAUACAAUGGAGAAGAUUAUAAGGUAAUUUUUCAACCAACUCGAGGUGCGUUUCAGAAACAACAUCAUGCCAUAUUGUGCGUUACGAGUGCUUUGGGCACAGACUAUCUCUUUCCAACAAAAACAGAGAUUCGUGAACCGUGGAUUGAUUUGAAGAUCAACGAGGCCGGUAACCUGGCAACUACGGAAUUCAACAACGAGUUUCAAUGGUUUAAUCCCUUGUUGAACGAUAUUCAAAAGGAUGCUAUAAAACAUAUUCUCCGAGCUGAAGCGAGACCGCUACCGUAUGUCAUAUUUGGACCGCCAGGAACGGGUAAAACGAUGACGAUUAUAGAGCUAGUUCACCAAAUUGUAAAACUGUCAGCUGAUAGUCGAAUAAUGAUUGGAACGCCAUCCAACAGUUCAGCUAAUUUAAUCGCUGAACGAAUAAUCGAGAGUAAAGUUUUACUACCAGGUGAAUUCAUUCGUCUUGUAGGUUUGAAUUACGUAGAACAGGAACUGGUUCCCGAACAUUUGGCUCCUUACUGCGGUACGAUAGAUAUUGCUAUGGAAAGAACUGUGAAAGAUGAAGUAAUUAUAACUGAAUCUGGUUUAAAACACAAACUACAAUUGAAACACCUCGGACGGCAUCGGAUUACCAUCGGUACCUGUGUAACCCUAGGAUCUCUAAUGCAAAUUCGGUUUCCUCGAAAUCAUUUCACUCAUGUCAUAAUAGAUGAGGCAGGCCAGUGCCUGGAGACUGAAACUCUAAUUCCGAUGACAUUUAUCAACAAAUCAUGUGGAACGGUAGUUCUGGCAGGUGAUCCCAUGCAACUAGGACCGGUAGUAAUCAGUCCUUACGCUUCUGAUCGAGGUUUCAGUACAUCGCUUCUGGUUCGCUUGAUGGAGACUCCUUUGUAUAAAUCGGACAAAAAUCGGUUCCCCGACACGGAAGGAUUCAACCCACGACUAGUUACAAAACUUCGCUACAACUAUCGGUCGAUACCGUGCAUUUUAGAUCUUUACAGCGAACUAUUUUAUGAGAAUUCUCUGCUGCCCUGCGUCUCUGCCGAAGGCAGCAUGGAAGCUAAGUUUCUCGAAAACAUUUACGAUAUUCUCCCGGUGAAGUCCAUUAAACACCCACAUUAUGGAAUGGUAUUCUGGGGUGUGAACGGCGUCAACAAGCAAACCCCGGAAAGCCCUUCUUGGUUCAACCCGGCGGAAGCGAAAAGUGUUUUCAACUUCCUUUUAAAACUGUACAAGAAAGGUGUUCGUCCAGAGGACAUUGGCGUCAUCACGCCCUAUCAGCAGCAGGUGAAAACUAUUCGUCGAAUCUUAGAUGAAAGUAAUCUACAGAAACCGAAGAUUGGUAGUGUUGAAGAGUUCCAAGGACAGGAGCGGCUGGUCAUACUUAUCUCAACGGUACGAACAUCGAAAUCGCAGCUGCAAAGCGAUCUGCAGCACGCUCUGGGAUUCGUCGCCAGCCCAAGACGAUUGAACGUGGCCAUAUCCCGUGCGAAAUCUUUGCUGGUGAUUUUUGGCAGUCCACAAUUAUUGUCCGCUGAUAAGCAGUGGCAAAAGCUGUUGCACAAAGCAGUCAAUAACGAUACGUACUGUGGAUGUGAUUUACCGGAUCAUAUUGUUCCAACUGGGAGCAUGAAUGGGCAACAGCUUGAUUUAGAAUAGGGAUAACCAUUGUUUAAUUUUCUCCAGAUGUUUUUAUUAUACUUAAUUCCAUAGGUUUAACAUAUAAUAAUGGAACAAACUAAUGUGUGUCAACUGCAGAGAAACAUGGGGUAUUGAAUAUAGAAUACGCGUUCAUAUUUUGAAACAUUUUUAUUGAUUCGUAUCUCAGGUCUUCUUUAGAAAUAUUGGGAACAAGGGAUAUUUUCAAGUUAUUUUUAAUUUUAGCUCCAAGUCAGAGUAGGUUCCUCAUGUUCACAAUAUCUAUGUGAAAACUAUCUGACUAAUAAGUGAAUGAAAAUUAUGAUUAUGAAAAUAAAGUUCUCUUAUUUGUUUCCUGCUCAAACUUGAAGUAUAUCGUCUCCAUUGCUAUCAGUUUUCCCUGUUUCUCUUCAUAUGACAAAUUUUGUAACGUAGUUUAAGAGUAAUAAAAUUAAUAUUUUAACUAAUUCGGCUUGGAAACUUUAGUGGAUUCAAAAUCACACAAAUAAACACUACAAUUAAAAUGGGAGCACAUAUGUUUGCUUUAUUGAUCUAUGAAAUAAUUUACUCGAGAUCCUGUUGGUCAGGAAAUAAACUGAAUAAGAACAUUGCUAAAA